This is a messenger RNA of Cololabis saira (Pacific saury), 5331 nucleotides long. It is a transcript of the gene znf281b, whose product is annotated as zinc finger protein 281b. Gene Ontology annotation, molecular function: DNA-binding transcription factor activity, RNA polymerase II-specific; RNA polymerase II cis-regulatory region sequence-specific DNA binding. Gene Ontology annotation, biological process: regulation of transcription by RNA polymerase II. Bases 199 to 2715 code for a protein of 838 amino acids. The transcript is spliced from 7 exons. NCBI's taxonomy places the organism in Eukaryota, Metazoa, Chordata, Actinopteri, Beloniformes, Belonidae. The record is from RefSeq and is a predicted model, not a curated record.
CCCGCGCCACGACAAGAUGGAAGAAAGCAGCCAGCGCAGGAGAACAAUGUUUUGGCAAUAAAACCCUCGGGCGGCGAAUACAGAGAGAAUAAAGACGCGUUUGAAACCCGCUGCGGUCAUGCGUAGGAUAGCCUACUCCUGCAUUCCUUAUUAGAUUAAUUACCCUCCUCGUCCCCUGCACUAAGCAAAACCACCAUCAUGAGUAUUAUCCAAGACAAGUUAGGCAAUGAGUUUUUGCGCAAUGGAGGCAUGGACCCCAAUUUUGCACCAGGUAUGCUUAUGUUUAGCCACUUGCCACCAGUCACCAGCUUUACACGGCUGGCCUCCCAGUCUGUUAUGGGCGAGCUUCCUCAAGAGAUGAUCCUGAAAAAAGAACGUGACUCGCCCCCAGAACAACAGGGAACCAACACUGCAAACACGGGGGGCUUUCUUCAUAGCAUGGGCAUCAAACAAGAACGGCUAAGUGAGCUGGAUUACCGAAUGCCCCUGUACGGUGGUGGUGGAGGAGUAGGGGUGAACUGUGCAGGAGGGGGCGUGGGGAAAAGUGGUAAUGACAUCCCAGAUAUGUCUUUUGUCAACCACCACCAAAACCACCAGAACAUGCUCCUGCAUGACCUCAGCCUCAGCAACGUUCGUUCUUUGGGAGAACCGAUGUCUGGAAGACCAGGUAAAGAGCCAAAAGAGUCCUCGGGUAGAAGAGGGAAGAAGAGCGGGGAUGGGCAGGGAGGCAAAGCUCGGAGAAAACGCAAUGAUGCUUCAAAGGCCCUGAUGUUGGAUGCAGACGGAUCCUGCCUGUCCCCUAACUCAAAACCACAUAUCUGUGAGCACUGCAAUGCAGCCUUUCGCAGCUCCUACCACUUGCGUAGACAUGUGCUCAUACACACAGAUUGUACAGGUGAGAGGCCUUUCCGUUGUAGUCAGUGUAACAUGAGCUUCAUUCAGAAGUACCUGCUCCAGCGGCAUGAGAAGAUCCACAGUGGGGAGAAGCCUUUCAGCUGUGACCAAUGUAACAUGCGCUUUAUCCAAAAGUACCAUAUGGAGCGACACAAAAGGACACACAGUGGCGAGAAGCCUUACCGCUGUGAUACCUGCCAACAAUUUUUCUCAAGAACAGACCGGUUACUGAAGCACAAACGGACUUGUGGAGAAGCCAUAAAGAAGGGUCUGGACCCGAGCAUGCUGGAGCUCAGUGAAGCAGAGCUAGGCCAGGGCAGCUAUUCAAUCACUCAGGGAAACUCUACCGCCUCCGGACGCAAGAGGGCAAAGUCCAAAAACGGCGAAGGCGGCGAGCGCAAGAGGAAGAAGAACGCCUCAGCGGCAGCUGCUUCAUCCGGGGCAAUGGCCCGUGAUCUGGGCCUGCAGGACUUCAACAUGGAGCAACCUUCAGGCUCCGACCCUGCGAUGCAGGGACGCACUCCCAAACUGGUCUUUAAAAAGACAGGCCGCAAAGGGCUUGACAAAGGCCUCCUCUCCGUGGAAGAUGGUGCCGAUGGGCAAAAACUGUUAACCCAGAAGGCCGGUCCCAUGGACCACGUGGACGGCCCCGGCCUUGACGGCAUGGGUCUGCUCCAGGGACCUGGGGGCAACAAGCCCGGGCCCACCACCAGCAGCAACUACGACGAUGCAAUGCAGUUUGUCAAAAAGCGGCGUUACCUCCACGCCGUUAACAAUGACUAUGGAGCUGGUUCCCUGCACAUGGCGUCCCAGGGCAACAACGUCAUCCAGGGCUCCUUGGGGCCGGAGCCCACGCUGGCCAUGCUGGAUUCCUCGCCGCUGGAUCUCAAACACGACAAGUCGGGCAUUCCAGAUGAAGUACUGCAAAGCCUGCUGGAUCAUUAUAGCCAUAAGCCGGAAGGAACACACCCCCACGAUGUGACUUUUGACCUGUCCGACCACCCGCACCAUGUAGACCUUCAACCAGCAGCUCCCGUUACCCCAGAACUGGACGACGACUCCCCAAACGGCGGGGACAAAUCGGCAGUGAUGAGCGAGUACUCCAAGUUCCUCCUGCAGGCCCUGGAGCGCACCAGCCACAGCGGGCCCUUCUCUAGCCUCGGCCCCACGGGGCCUUUCCCACUACUGUCCAGCAGCUCCAGUCCCACGGGGCCCUUGUUUUCCGACAAACACGUGUACACGUCUCCUCUGGACUGCGGCUACCCGCCCGCCGUCUCCUCUCCGCUGCCCAUCGUCGCCCCUUCAUCAACGUCCUCCUCGUCUUCCUCCAAAUCCCACUACGGCAUGCUCGUGGGAUCCCCGUCCCAGGCGGGCUACCACCUCAGCCUGGACGCCGGCGCCCACCAGCAGCUGACUCCGUCUCAGGAGCUGACUGAACAGUUAGAGAAGCAGCACUCCCCCGGCACCUUCAGCCUCCCCUCCCAGGAGCUCUCCGCCGUAGCGGAAGGCUCCAAAGGGCAGCAGCCUAAGGCCGGAGGGGGCAGCGCGCCCACCAACGGCUCCAGCUACCCAGACCUGUCCCCGCUCAACCCCCCGAAAGAAACCACGUACCAGAUCGAGAACUUUGCCCAAGCGUUUGGCUCCCAGUUCAAGUCUGGACGGCGGACCCCUCUGAGCUACGGCAGCGACCCCGGGGCAGAGGUCGACCACAGAAUACGGACUCCAGUGUCAGAAUUCUCAGGGUAUACCAGUUUGUUAGCUGAUGUCAGUGAGCCAGUGAGUACAGGAUCAAAAACCCCUACAAGCCAAAGUUUUAGAUAAGGGGGAGACGAGGUGAAGCCAGUAGGGGGCUGUUGUAUUGCUGUCCACACGGUCCCUACUCCUGUUCUACUUUUGUUCCUGUAGGAAAGUUUUGUUUUAUGAACACUGCCAUUAAAUGUUAAUACAAAACGACCAGGGAGGGUCUAAUAUGGCCUCAAAUGCAAUUUUUUAAAACUAUUCUCAUUUGUAUUAUGUAGUCGCCUAUGUUUUGUUUAAGAGUAGUGAUUUUGAUAUGAACGUACAGUAGGUUUAAAUGUAAUUUAAAACAUUUAGAGGGUAGCUAUGAACUAACGUUUUUUCCUGUACCGCUGUGUUUUUAUCAAUCAUCAUACCAUUGUAAAAGUAAUAAUGAAUAAUUUUGAUGAUUUCAAUAAUGAUAACAUUUUGGCAGGGAAAGGCCCAGAAUUCAAAUGGCAAAAAAGUAUAUAUUGUCUGUUACAAGAAAAGUAUAAACUCAGGAAAAUAGUCGAAAUUGUGUAAUAAAACUUUGUAUUAUGAGAUGCAAUUAGCACAUUUUUACAGGUGUACUUUGAGACUACAAAGCUUUGUUUUUCUCUUUUUGUUGUCUUUUAUUUUUUAUGUAAGAACAACAAAUUUACAGUACAGGAUGAUGUUUGGUUUUUACUGCGUGUAGCUUUGUCGAGAUUAUGGUACUGUUGUCUCAAUGUGAAGACUUCGUUUCUUCUGACAGCCACAUCUGCAUGAGUUGCUAUGAACUGUAGCAGGUAAUUUGUGCUCACACCACUUGUUCUGAGUGAAGACGCUUCAUCACAAGACUGUACAACCAUACACUCCUCUGAGUGUGUGUGCGUGUGUGUGUUUCCACGCGCACUAGUGUGGCCGUAGAAACAGAUACAGCUUAGACAGAAAUCUACCCAGAAGUAACUGUUUCCUACUGUUACAGCUGUCAGUCUGACAAUGCAAUGAAAUACCAAUCUGAUCUUUUCCUCGUGAUGUUGCUGAAGUGAUUUCUCUGGGGGUUUUUUUUUUUGUUUUCUUUUCUUUUUCUUUUAAAAACAAGUUACCACUUUUCUACUUCACUCCUUUCUGUUUCUUUUUUCUAAAUGGAAUCAAACAAGCACUUUUUAAACAAAUCAUUGGAAACAAUAACCCAUUCAAUUUGCAUAUGUGACACGUGAUUAUUAUGCUAAUGAUUAUUAUUAUUUUAAGAGGAUAAAAACUGUGAACGGGAGCUGGGUGGGCGGGGUGGACUUUGACGGGGGUUGAGUAGGCAUGACCAUGGGCAUUUUAAGGGUAUUUUGUUGCUUUUUUUUUUUUCCUUUCUUUCUUUUCUUGUUUUUAUUUUUAUUUUUUUUCUACUACGGUUUUUCGGGUGAUGUUGUAAAAAGAUGAAUUGCCAUAAUUUUGUUAUACAAUAUUUAGAGAGUACCUCUUUGUAUUUAAGUGUUUUGAGAGAUGGGCUGACAUGCUGGAACCCUUAUAUGGGUAUGUUGGAUUCAUACCUGAAACUUUAUUUAUUUUCCAAUAGCCUCACCAGAACUCGGUAGCAGAUGUUUUUAAGGCAAGUAAUCACAGAUGUACACUCAAUUGUUUUAAACUUUUGAACCCUGCUGUUUUUUUUUUAGUAGUUUCAUGAAACGGCUUCAGUGACACAGUUCAGAAACUAAAGUUACAUUAUAUCCUCAUCCCUUCCCCAAAAUGCAGCCCUGCACUCACAAGCAUAAACAAUGGCCUUCUUUGUCUUCCGUGGCUAAAGCCAUUCUGUCCCGGCAGCCAGGGUUGAUAUUUAAUUUAGUUGAUUUCCUGUGAGCCGUUACCCCCUCUCCUGCUCCCCCCUUCCUUUUCCUAUGUCUGCGAGCUCAACAGCCAAGAGACUUUGAAGCUGCUCAGAUCACAUGGAACAAAGACUGACCAGCCACUUCACUCCAAACACACACUAUGCUUUUAAAGAAGAGGAAAAAAAAAAGAGUGGGUGAGGUGGAGGGGAAAAAAAGACAAAAAGAUUGACCUAAAUAUACCUCAUAUCAUUAAAGUGUAAGAAAAGCAGGGACACGCGUUUCAUGUAUGUAGUGGGAAUAUUUGUAGUAUAGGUUCGACAUAAUGUAUAAUCAUUUUAACACUGCCUGUGUUUACAAUUAUAGAGCAAAUGUCUCAUCAAAAUGCAAAUGUAUUUUUUUUUCUGUAAAAAGAAAACAUCCACGCCAAGCAGUGUUGCAUUAUAGAUGCCUCAUAGAACAUUCAUUCUUCUCAUGUUAUAUCCCUUAUUUUUGUUACUUGCCAUGAUGUGUUUUGAUAUGAUCUCUAGAAGGAUAUUGUUUACAAAACUGUACAAAAAACACUAAAAGUCUGGGUUUUUUUCUCCAGUAUGCAUGAAAGACAUUUUGUACUGCUUUUUUUUUUUUUUUUUUUCUUUUCUUCUGUCACCUCAAUACCAAAUUUUGUAGCAGAGGCCUCCCCAUUCCCUUGUCUUAUUCAUUUUAGACCCCUUGUGAUAUGAUUUCCCAGGCUGUACCUGUUAUUGAGAUGAUGAAUGGAUUAGAGAAGCCAAUAAAAACUUUUUGUUACAGAAAGUGUUUUUUCUUCAUAGAUACAUAUUGAUUACAUGAACGUAACGUACAUGUAUUUUUAAAUGCUCAUACGUAUACAAAUAUACUA